Molecule: messenger RNA, 2340 nt
Organism: Pelobates fuscus (common spadefoot toad)
Lineage: Eukaryota; Metazoa; Chordata; Amphibia; Anura; Pelobatidae
Gene: KLHL34
Product: kelch like family member 34
Exons: 1
Coding region: 471-2261 (596 amino acids)
Molecular function (GO): protein binding
Source: RefSeq, a predicted model, not a curated record
AUAGAAGUGACUAAUCAGGAUGUUUACAAUAGUAUUCCAAAUUCGGCGACUCUGAAACUAAUCCACGGCUGUUGAUUUGAUCUUUGAACAAAUGUUACAAUUGGAGAGACAAAGGGUCAUCUGAAGAGCUUUUCAGGCAGAAGCUUCUUUAAUUCUGUCCGUUGCUGAGGCUGAAUGCUAGAUUCCACUUCUUCUCGAUUGUGGAACAAGAACGUAGUCUGCAGUAAAAGGAAAUCUCUGCACACCGUCUGGACCAUACAUCUAACUAUCGAGAAGGUCUGGAGUGCAAAGGCCAGAUUUUUUUCAAUAACAAAGGAUGCAUUUUUUAAUGAGACUUGGUUAUUGCUGUCGCUAUCUGGUCCUUGGAGGUGAGGAUAUAAAUUAUAAAAACAUUUAAUGAAAUGUUGAAACAUAUUAUGCUAAGUGCUGCUCUAUAACGACUUGCUCUAUAGUCUAAAUCAUUAUGCAUCAUGAGUUAUUUUCUAUCUUUCUGCAAGUCCCAUCGAGGGCUGGUGUUUACGCAGUUCCAGAUGCUCCGAGCUCAGGGACAGUUAUGUGAUGUUUCUUUAGUAGUGGAUGGACAUGAAUUCCCAGCACAUAAGUCCUUAUUGGCUUGUUCAAGUGACUACUUUCGAGCAAUGUUUAAGGAAUAUACUAAGGAGUCAAAGGCUGCUGUAGUUCAUCUUAAUGUGAUAUCAGUCACGGGACUAGAAAACAUUUUGGAUUUUAUCUACACAUCAUGGCUAUCACUUUCAAUGUAUAGCUUAGAGGACACGCUUGAGGCGGCAUGCUAUCUGCAAGUAAUGGAUGCUAUACUUUUGUGCAGCAAAUUUCUAAUCAAUAACUGUGACUUGGAAAACUGCUGUUUUGCUGCCAACAUUGCAACAAAAUUUUACCUAUUAGAUGCAAUAGAAUCAACUGAGAAAUACAUUAUUAAUAAUCUUUGGAUACUUUUACAAGAAGAUAGAGAGGAAAUGGAGCUGCUUGAGUUGAACAUGAAGUCAAUGAUGACCUUGGUAAAAUCAGACGAUAUUCCAAAGGUACAUGAAAAAAGCUUGUUGAAUUUAAUCCUUAAAUGGCUGCAGUAUGAUAGAACCAGGCUCUUAAAUGCUAAGGUCUUAUUUGAAAAUGUGCGAUUUGGGUUGCUCCCAUUGGAUACUUUACGGCAACUCUACACUCAGUCUGAGGUUCCAUUGACAGCCUCUAUUAAAAACCUCAUCAUAAAAGCAUUAAAUUACCAUUCCUAUCCCACAAAACAGCCCAUUUUACAAGAAAAAUACAGUACCUUGCGGAACCAAAAAGAAUGGAUAGUAUUAGUAGGAGGAGAUGCUAAUGGGGAACUUGUUGAGAAUGUUCUAGGAUUUGAUGUAUACAAUCACAAGUGGCGUAUGGUAACAAAUCUCAAGCAAAAAGUUCAGCUUCACUGCAUUUGUGUUAUUGGGAACUUCCUGUAUGUGCUUGGGGGAGAAACUCCAGAGAACAUAAGUGAGCACACUAAAGAAAUUGCUUUAUGCGUCACCAAUGUUGUUUAUCGCUAUGAUCCAAGGUUUGACCAGUGGAUACAAGUUGCUAGCAUGUUAGAGAAACGAGCACAGUUCUCUUGUUGUGUUGUAGACAAUUACAUAUACUCAAUGGGUGGGAGAGGAAUAGAGCAGGCCAUUCUUUCAUCUGUGGAAGUCUAUGAUGUCAGCCGGAAUACUUGGACAAAAUCGAAAGACUUACCUUGUAAAGUUCAUGGUCAAGCGAGUACAGUUCACAAAAAUGUAAUUUACAUUUCUGGAGGAAAGUUUACCGGUCAAGUAAAUAGUAGUAAAGAUGUGUACUCUUUCAAUAAAUUGGAAGGGCAGUGGAAAAAGCAAGCUCCUAUGACUAUUGCACGGUUUGGACAUCAGAUGGCCACUGUAAACGAUGACAUCUUCACAUUUUUAGGAAUAUAUGAACCUUUUUCUGACAUUGAAAAAUAUGAUCCACUGCACAAUCAGUGGACCCGUUUGAGACCAAUGUCUUUUGACCGUUUUUGCUAUGGUUUAGUGGUGGUGGAACAGACUGUACUCAUGCUUGGGGGAAAGAAAUGGCAAGAUGCACAAGAGGUAGCCACGCAAAAUAUCGUAGGGUAUGACGCAGAAAAUGAUUGUUGGGAAGAAAUAUGUAGUCUGGCUUUUCCAUUUUCAGGACUGCGGUGUGCAGUACUGAAGAUGUCAGAUGCUAACCAACCUGAAGAAAGGGAAUAUACAUCAUGCCCUCAAAUUAAACUACGUUGAAAUGUAUUAAAGUAUUAUUAAUGCACUUUCAAUUAUAUAUAUGCAGAGAUAUAUAAAGGAUGGAUAGACAGAUAGAUAG